Molecule: messenger RNA, 2967 nt
Organism: Oncorhynchus nerka (sockeye salmon)
Lineage: Eukaryota; Metazoa; Chordata; Actinopteri; Salmoniformes; Salmonidae
Product: protein GPR108-like
Exons: 18
Coding region: 198-1880 (560 amino acids)
Biological process (GO): transport
Cellular component (GO): membrane; Golgi apparatus
Source: RefSeq, a predicted model, not a curated record
GCACCGCAGCAGAGUGGGCACCGGUUACUCUGGUGACGUGUAGGUAGCAAUGAUACCAGGAAGUAUGAACUAGGGAAGCGAAAUAGUUUGGGUAAAUUGAAUAUUUUCACUCGUUAUCAAGGAAUAUAAUUUAUUCUGUAGUGAAUAGGUGUAUACUCUAGUUGUGUAACAUAUUACCAGCGGUCUAGUGAGCUACCAUGGGACGACAUGGGGGCGUUGGUUUAGCGGUUUUCGUACUCGUGCUGGUCUUUUGCGAAGCAAGAAGACACAAACUCGCCCUAAAGAAUGACUCUAGAUUUGUGGUUCAUCUCAACACCUUUGGUUUCUUUGCCAACGGAACCCUGGAUGUCAAGGUUCUCUCCCUGAGACUGCCCGAGGACAACAGCAAGCACCCUGUGGGAUUCAGUCUCUCCAAGUCUCGUGUUAAUGGAGUGCUGUCCUACACAGCGGAGGAGACGCAGGUGUGUCCGCUCAGCAAACACAGCGGUGUUGAGCCCCUCUUCCUCUUCCUCAUUGACACCAACAACCUCAGAGUCAAUGUGAGGUCUUAUGGAGACCAGGACAGCGUCUUGACCCAGCUGAAGACAGACAAGACACUCACUAAAGACUCAGGUUCCAGAAGAAGAAGAGCAGCUGUCAAUAACUUGAACGUGACAGUACAGAAGAGUAAUGUGGAGGAAAUGAAAGAUGUAGUGCUGAAAGAGGAGGGGACGAAGGAGGAAAUGAAGAAAGAUGCAGAGCUGAAGGAGGAGGGGACGAAGGAGGAAAAGAAGCCAGAACCCAAGGAGGAAAAAAUGGGGCGGAUCAACGGGCUGACUCUGGAUGUGCAGAAAAUCAAUGGCUCCUACAGCUUCAGCUUUCACAUGGUGAUUGGCCAGUUGGAUGAGGGCCUGUACAACCUUGACUUCCACUACUGCGAGAACAUUCUGCCAGGCAACAACCGCCCCUACACUCUCAACGUGGAGGUGACGGAGAAGAACCCAGGAGGUUACCUGUCAGCAGCAGAGAUCCCUCUCCCUCGUCUCUACAUCUUUAUGGCUGGAGUUUUCUUCAUUAUAGCCAUGGUCUGGGUUUACACUCUGCUGAAGCACAGGUACAGUGUGUUUAAGAUCCACUGGCUGAUGGCAGCUCUGGCCUUCACCAAGUCCAUCUCCCUGGUCUUCCACAGCAUCAACUACCACUUCAUCAACACGGAGGGACACCCCAUAGAAGGAUGGGCUGUCAUGUACUACAUCACCCACCUGUUGAAGGGGGCUCUGCUGUUCAUCACUCUGGCGUUGAUUGGUACUGGCUGGGCCUUCGUUAAAUACAUCCUGUCAGACAAGGAGAAGAAGAUCUUCAUGAUCGUCAUCCCUCUACAGGUUCUGGCCAACGUAGCCUACAUCAUAAUAGAGUCUACAGAGGAGGGCUCCAGUGAGUACGCCCUGUGGAAGGAGGUUCUGUUCCUGGUUGACCUCAUCUGCUGUGGAGCUAUCCUCUUCCCUGUUAUAUGGUCUAUUCGUCACCUACAAGAGGCUUCCAGCACUGAUGGGAAAGCUGCCAUGAACCUGGAGAAACUCAAACUAUUCAGACAUUACUACGUCAUGAUAGUGUGUUAUAUCUACUUCACGAGGAUCAUCGCCAUCCUGCUGAAGGUGACGGUGCCUUUCCAGUGGCAGUGGUGUUACGAGUUCCUAGUGGAGGUGUCGACUCUGAUCUUCUUUGUGUUGACGGGGUAUAAGUUCCGCCCGGCUUCCAACAACCCCUACCUCCAGCUGCCCCUGGAUGAGGAGGACGUGGAGAUGGACGAAGUGGUGACGGAGUCAGGUAUGUUGGAGGGCAUCUCUAAAGUCAAGAAGACAUCUAAUGGUCGCGAGCGCCAGAAAGAGUCUACCUUGUGAGAGUGUUUGUGAAGAGGGGGGGUGUUCUAAACACCCAAAACCCUCAGCGUUGGAGAGAAACGAGGACUGAAAUGGACCAAGACACACCCUUUACCCCUCUCCUAAAACACUCCCCCUCGAUCUGAAACUGGGUGGCUGUUACUAAAGCAACCACCGCCUCGCUAUGCAACAAGACGAACGAUGACAGACUUUAGUUGUCGUUGGACCUUCUCUCUCUCGUUUAUCUGGAGACUUUCUGGAGGCUCUGCACCCCUGCCUGGUGUCAUAAUGGUUCAUUCCAGGGAGAGAACUCUUCCACCCCCCCUCGUCGAUGGACGAAUAGAACGGUCUGGUCUGGGGUAGAAUGGACCUCUAAUGACCCCUCUCUCUCUCUCACUCCCCUUCCCUCUCUCUCCUUUUCUUCUCUCUGGAGAACGGAGGAAGCGACACUCCAAAGAAGAUCGUUUUCCAGAUGUGUGAUCGGUAUAUUUUAUAUCCAGAGUAUCCUGUUCUGUUUUAAUGUGUCCCAACUGGAACCCUGUUCCUGAUGUAGUGCACUACACAGGGUGUGGUUUGGAACCCUGUUCCUGAUGUAGUACACUACACAGGGUGUGGUUUGGAACCCUGUUCCUGAUGUAGUGCACUACACGGGGUGUGGUUUGGAACCCUGUUCCUGGUGUAGUGCACUACACAGGGUGUGGUUUAGAACCCUGUUCCUGAUGCAGUGCACUACACAGGGUGUGGUUUAGAACCCUGUUCCUGAUGCAGUGCACUACACAGGGUGUGGUUUAGAACCCUGUUCCUGAUGCAGUGCACUACACAGGGUGUGGUUUAGAGCCCUGUUCCUGAUGCAGUGCACUACACAGGGUGUGGUUUAGAGCCCUGUUCCUGAUGCAGUGCACUACACAGGGUGUGGUUUAGAGCCCUGUUCCUGAUGCAGUGCACUACACAGGGUGUGGUUUGGAACCCUGUUCCUGGUGUAGUGCACUACACAGGGUGUGGUUUAGAACCCUGUUCCUGAUGCAGUGCACUACACAGGGUGUGGUUUGGAACCCUGUUCCUGGUGUAGUGCACUACACAGGGUGUGGUUUGGAACCCUGUUCUGGUG